AUGUCAGCUACCAUCCAAAAGAAUGGUUUGCGUCAGCAUUUCCUCAAUUGGUAUAACAAUACCACGCUGGUAAGGACUGAUGCCCAGAUUCAGCGCGAAAGAUAUCUGUUUGGAACCUUGGGGAUUGAAAGCGGGCCUGAAUUCAAUCGAUGGACUUUACUUCCUGCUGCAGUUUUGAUUCAAUUGUCAGUUGGAUCGCUAUAUGCCUGGUCAAAUUAUAAUUCACCUCUCGACGCUUUAAUGUGGGGAGCCGACAAUUUCAAGGCCAACCCAUCUCUCGCUCAAGCACCCAACGUCUUUUACGUUGCAGUCGGAUUCUUUGGUCUGAGUGCCGCUACAUUGGGACCAUGGUUGGAACGUAGAGGGCCAGUACAAGCUCUCCUCCUCGGUGUCACCUUAUUCAUGUUGGGACACAUUGUCGCUGCCAUUGGUGCUUUUACUCAAAUUUACGCUCUGGUCUUCCUUGGUUAUGGAUGUAUCGCUGGUAUUGGAUUCGGUUUGACGUACAUCAGUCCAGUGUCGCCUCUGCAGAAGUGGUUCCCUGAUAAGCGUGGUCUUGCGUCUGGAUUUGCUGUUGCUGGAUUUGGUGGAGGAACGACUGUUGCCUCCUACUACAUCUCCUACUUGAUUACCACCUAUGGUGUUGGUUACUCCUUCUUGAUAACUGGUAUCACAUAUGCCGGUAUCAUGUACACUCUCAUUCCAACCUUCCGUGUCCCACCUCCAGGCUACAUAGUCAAGAACAUUGCCGUCGAUGUCGUCAAGGGCUCUGAAUCUGAAGUCGUCGUUGUUAGCCCCACCAGCAACACAGUCACUAGUCCAACCAGACGCACUUUUGAGAAAUCUGAGAAAGGAAUCGCUGUCGUGCAAGAAGACACCAACAUUGCCAUCAAGGAUUUAUUCAACCGUCGUGACUUGCUGCAAUUGGUUACUUCCAUGGACUUUAUUCUCAUGUAUCUGAUGCUCAUGGCCAACAGUAUCACUGGUCUCUUGAUUGUGUCUCGUUUGUCAAACAUGGUUCAGCAGCUGUUUGGAAAGCCAGCUUAUGAGGGAACCACCAUGGUUGCCAUCAACUCUCUAGUCAACAUGGCUGGUCGUAUUAUUUUUUCGUCCAUGUCUGACAUGUUCGGUCGUCGCCCCAUGUUCAUCUUCACGCUUACCGUCCAAAUUGCUUCUAUCUAUGGUAUACUGGCCUCAGCACACCAAGGAGUCUAUGGCGGUUUCCUCUUCUGCAUCUUCGCCGCCACCAUGUGUUACGGCGCUGGAUUCGGUCUCAUCCCCGCCUUCUUGGCCGACAUGUUUGGUGCCAAAAUGACUGGUGCCACUCACGGAUUCAUCCUUACUGCUUGGUCAUUCGAUGGUGUUGUCGGUGGUCUCAUGUUCACCGCCAUCUACAAUUCCCAAAUCCACAAAAUCCCAGGAACCACUCUCGUUGACCCAGCAUCAUACGAUAUCGACUUUUACUGGGUCUCUGCUGUUGUCAUGAUGGGCUGGAUUGUCACUGUUUUCUUUGUCCGCACAGACCUUAAAGCCCGUUUCUUGCCACUACACAAGGGUGAAAUCAUUCGAUCAAGGUUGUUUGGAUCUCUCUUCUUGAUUGGUACUUUUGGCAUUCGACGAAUGACUAAAAGUGAAGAAGAAAAAGAAUGGAAUGAAUAUCUCAUCAAGGCUAGAACUGGACAAGUUGUUGUUGGGAAACUGCUCAAUGGUGGUCGUCCACGUGGUGUCCUAGCUUGA
Messenger RNA from Synchytrium microbalum, 1737 nucleotides. RefSeq lists its product as uncharacterized. Lineage: Eukaryota; Fungi; Chytridiomycota; Chytridiomycetes; Synchytriales; Synchytriaceae. Gene Ontology annotation, molecular function: transmembrane transporter activity. The record is from RefSeq and is a predicted model, not a curated record. Gene Ontology annotation, biological process: transmembrane transport. Bases 1 to 1737 code for a protein of 578 amino acids. The transcript has 8 exons.